Messenger RNA from Trichoplax adhaerens, 402 nucleotides. RefSeq lists its product as uncharacterized. Gene Ontology annotation, biological process: isoprenoid biosynthetic process; cholesterol biosynthetic process. Gene Ontology annotation, cellular component: cytoplasm. NCBI's taxonomy places the organism in Eukaryota, Metazoa, Placozoa, Uniplacotomia, Trichoplacea, Trichoplacidae. The transcript has 4 exons. Gene Ontology annotation, molecular function: ATP binding; mevalonate kinase activity. The record is from RefSeq and is a predicted model, not a curated record. The coding region runs from base 1 to 402 and encodes 133 amino acids.
AUGGAUGCUAUUGGAGCGAUAUCCAAUGAAAGUCAAACCUGUUUAAAUCUUUUAGCACAAGACGGUAGUCAAGAUUGUCCUUUAGAAAAAUCGUACGGUCACCUUGAGAUGCUUAUCGAUAUAAAUCAGCAAUUGUUAAACGUUAUUGGAGUAAAUCACACAGCGAUUGAAAAUGUCUGCCGUAUAACGGCAAAAUAUGGUUUUCAUUCUAAACUAACUGGAGCUGGUGGUGGAGGCUGUGUUUUAACGCUACUUCGAAAUGAUACUUCUGCCACCGUUUUGGCAAAUCUUCGCGCUGAUUUAGAGCACGCUGGUUAUGAAAGUUGGGAGACAGUAGUUGGAAGUUAUGGUGUGUUAUAUCAUACUAAAGAUGCAGACACUAACACCGAAAGUAGCAAUUAA